Trematosphaeria pertusa is the source of this 2033-nucleotide messenger RNA. Its product is annotated as MFS general substrate transporter. Gene Ontology annotation, molecular function: transmembrane transporter activity. The transcript is spliced from 2 exons. The record is from RefSeq and is a predicted model, not a curated record. NCBI's taxonomy places the organism in Eukaryota, Fungi, Ascomycota, Dothideomycetes, Pleosporales, Trematosphaeriaceae. The coding region runs from base 148 to 1848 and encodes 566 amino acids. Gene Ontology annotation, biological process: transmembrane transport.
GUCAUUGGAAGUCUCUCUUUAUCUAAUAUUGGGAUUCCUCGUGUUCCCUUUGGCAGUCGCCGCAAUAGAGUAUAAAUCUUUCUGGUACAUACCACAGAGUGUAGACUACAUCCUUCCUCUUUUCUUUGAAUAUAACAAACAUCCUCCAUGGCGGAACCAUCAAUAAAUCCGCAAAUCGACAGCGACUCGUCCUCCGAGAUGACUCACAUUGACGACCCUCCCAAACCAAUCUACCGCUCCAUCACCGGCCGCCAUGAACCCACAUUCGACGGCGCCGACAUCGUCAACCUCCCCAUCCGAACCCUCAGUCGCGAUGCCGACCUCGAAGAAUACACGGCUGAAACGAUCGAUGGGCAAAUACUCCGCGAAAUCCGCUCCAAUGUCACCGGCAACAUCGAGCGCUACGAACUCGUUACCUGGAAAGUGGACGACCCCGAGAAUCCGAAGAACUGGUCGAAGGCGUACAAGUGGUGGUGCACCAUGUGCGUGGCGCUGACGUGCUUCGUGGUGGCUUUUAACAGCGCGGUCAUUACGGCAGAUAUCGAGGGCGUGGCGGAGGAAUUUCACGUCAGUGAGGAGGUUGCGCUCCUUACUAUUACACUGUUCGUCGUGGGAUUCGGUGUGGGUCCGAUGGCUUUCGCGCCCAUGAGCGAGAUCCUGGGACGCAGGCCGAUUUACGCGACUACGCUUUUUGUCGCUGUCAUCUUCACCAUUCCUGGGGCCGUUGCGAAGAAUAUCACGACAUUGCUGGUUACUCGAGCGAUUGCCGGCAUCGCGUUCUCGGCGCCGAUGACGCUCGUCGGAGGGACGUUGGCAGAUCUGUGGAGGAACGAAGAGCGUGGUGUUCCCAUGGCGGCCUUCUCGGCUGCUCCCUUCAUCGGCCCUGCCAUCGGCCCGCUUGCAGGUGGAUUUUUGUCGGAUGCUUGUGGCUGGAGAUGGUUAUACUGGAUCCAACUCAUCCUGAGCGGUGUCGUCUGGAUCCUUAUCUCCUUCACCGUCCCUGAAACCUACACACCAAAGCUACUCACCAAGAGGGCGAAAGAGCUCCGCAAGGAGACGGGGGACGACAAAUUCGUCACUGAAGAGGAUCUUGACAUGCGACCCCUGAGCCAACGAUUGACGCUCUUCCUUCUGCGACCAUUCCAGCUCUUGUUUCGGGAGCUCAUUGUUUUCUUCAUCUCGUUGUACAUGUCGGUCUUGUACGGGCUGCUGUACAUGUUCUUCGUUGCGUACCCAAUCAUUUACCAGAAGGGCAAAGGCUACAGCGCUGGUACGACCGGUCUGAUGUUCAUCCCGAUCGCUGUCGGCGUCGUGCUUAGCGCCGCGUGUGCGCCCCUGGUCAACAAGCAUUACCUAUAUCUCGUCAAGAAGCACAACGGCAAUCCACCUGCAGAAGCGCGUUUGAUCCCGAUGAUGAUUUCCUGCUGGUGCAUCCCCAUCGGCUUAUUCAUUUUUGCAUGGACAUCAUACCCGAGGCUGCAUUGGGCCGGCCCGGCGUUCGGCGGCUUCCCUGUCGGCUUCGGCUUCAUCUUCCUAUACAACUCGGCUAACAACUACCUCGUCGACUCUUACCAACAUCAGGCUGCGUCCGCUUUGGCUGCGAAGACGUUCAUCCGGUCAUUCUGGGGAGCUGCGGUCGUGCUUUUCACAAAUCAGAUGUACGACCGCCUGGGUUACGAGUGGGCGAGUACGCUGCUGGCUUUCAUUGGGCUGGCUUGCUGUGCGAUCCCCUUCGUCUUCUACUUUAAGGGCGCGGACAUUCGCAAGCACUCCCAUUAUGCAUAUAGCCCGGACGAAGAGAAUCAGGGCAACCUGGAGAAACGGCCAGGUUCAGUCCCAGAGCCGUGAAUGCGCGCAGACGCAAUUGCGUGAGGUCGAACAUACAGGUGUAUCGGGUGUCAGGAAAGAUGGGUUUUUGGUCAGACCACACUGUUUCUUCUCCUGCGGAUUGAAGUGCAUGAAGCGGGUUCGUCGACAGUCAAAGAGCGGGUAGAGGACCAAUCAUUGGUCAAUUGUACACUCGGCGUGGAGAC